Messenger RNA from Oncorhynchus gorbuscha (pink salmon), 3294 nucleotides. RefSeq names its product Golgi-associated kinase 1A-like. The transcript has 5 exons. Bases 658 to 2427 code for a protein of 589 amino acids. The record is from RefSeq and is a predicted model, not a curated record. NCBI's taxonomy places the organism in Eukaryota, Metazoa, Chordata, Actinopteri, Salmoniformes, Salmonidae. Gene Ontology annotation, cellular component: Golgi apparatus.
ACCAAGCCAGUCUGUUCUCCUCCCACUGAACAAGACUACUUUGGGAGCUCUUUUCGGAUGCUAUUCUCUGUGUAAUAUUAAUGCUAUUCGUCUACAGUAUUCACCCUCACCCUUUCUCUCUCUCCCUUUUUCUCUCUCUCCCCUGCCUACUUCCACCUUCCUCUCCUCUUUCUCCUCCUCUCCCUCUCCGCUAAACAUAGAAAAUAAUGAGACUGAUUUUCUCCUAAUCUUCUUAGAAUCCUGUAAAGCAUUUGUUGCACGUCUCAGCAUUCCUGCAAACCUGUCCUCGAGCGUUCCGUCUACUAAAGGAGAAGAGAUGUAAAAAGAAUGGACCAGAAGGUAAAGGCAUCAGACACCUGGCCUGCUGAAACGAGUGGGAGGCUACAGCCUAAUAGAAUUCCAGCCUUGCGGUUGUCAUAGCUGGAAUUAGACUGAAGUGGAACACAGACAAAUGCUGAACAACAAUUGGUAAAGAUCACAGCAAGAAAGGCCUUAAGAGUGUGGUUCAAGAUCUGCUGCAAGAGGUGGGCAGUGUGGGCCUUCCUCCUCCUCUUUACCCUGUCUGUGGUGGUGAUCAACAUCCUCCCCUUCCCCCCCUCUGAGACACGCAGGCUGCCCUCACGAGGCCUGAGCUCUGCUGGAGCCAAAGGGUAUAGAAUGAGGGCAAGACCCAGGGAAAGGGCCUCAUUGGCUCCUCACCACCAACACCAUCUUCCUCUACCCCUCAAAGGUCACAGUGGAGGUUGGAAGCAGAGUGACAAAGUCAAAGAGUCCUCAAAGCAUCACCUGGUCAUUGCCCAGCCCAAACUGGAUAGGAGAGCAGCUAGCAUGACAGGUGAGAGAACUCACAGCAACUACAAGAAGAAUCGUAAAACUAAGGGCAUCGCCUCCAAAAGGAAAGAGAAGAAAGAGAUGCCGCCAAGUUCUAGUAGAGACAAACAACAUUAUACCCCGCCAUUGACAGUCAAUGCUGUGCUAAUAAGGCAUGAUGGAAGCCAUCUAACCAACUGCAGUGGUUCAGAGCUCUCCACCCAGCCACCACCUCUUCCCAGACAAGGGAACCUCCACCCAGCCGUGACCCAGACUGUAGCGCACAGCCAGAGCCGCCCUUCUACUGCCGCCCUUCUACUACUCGGCCUGUCUGACUCUGAGCACAAAUGUACUCCAGAUGAACAGAGGCAGGAUCAGGGGCAAACCAGGCAGGCAGGGCAGGCAGGGAAAGCAGGGAGGGAGAACCUAACCAAGCAGCAGGCUGUGAAAAAGGUCCCCAGAGAACUCAGGAAACGUGACAGACAGCCUUCGUCUGCACGUAAAAAGACCCGGCCCACAGCGGGAACAGCAGCAGAGCCAGAGAAAGGGAGUGAGGGGGAGGCCCACUGGUGUAAGAUGUCAGCUGGAGAGAGGGAGUUCCCAGACACUGACACACGGAGAAUAAGGACUGGGGACCCAGACUCUGUGCCAUGGCUCAGCAAGGACGACAUUCACAAGAUGGAGUUCCUCUCGGGCAGUGAGGUUGUCAGUAAGGCUAGGCUCCCAGCCCAUGGACAGGUCCUCCAUGUAGGGCUGGGUGCCCCUCAUCAUCCCCCUUCUCUUGGGGCUCCAUUGGCUGACCACAGUGGGCACUGCCAACAGGGUCUGUGUGCCCUAAUCAAACGUCCAGACGACUGGUUCGAAGUCUUCGCUUUCCAUUUAGACCGUGUUCUGGGCUUGAACAGGAGUCUGCCCACAGUGCUCAGGGACUUCCACAGUGACAUCCUGCCUUACAAAUACACCAGGGGGGCAGCCAGACCCGCGGUGUGGUGGGACCCAGGCAUCCAGCACCUGGCUGAUGAUGACAAUGACCAGAACUCGUUCCCUCUCACCUGGCUCCAGUACCAGAGCCUGCUGAGGGCCAGGUGUGGAAGUGGCAGCGGCGUGGCCCUCAACGAGACCCCCUGUGUGGGGGUUCACCAUGCGGAGUGGGGGCACCUGGCACUCUUUGACUUCCUCCUACAGGUGAAUGAUCGUCUGGACCGGUACUGCUGCGGUUUCCAGCCUGACCCAGCAGAACCAUGUGUGGAGAACCUGCUACAUACCAAGUGCAGGAACUCAAAGGAUCUAGUGCUGGUGCACAUCCUGGUGAGGAGGGUAGAGCCUACCAGACUGGUGUUUAUAGACAAUGCAGGCAGGCCAAAUCAUCCCCAUGACAACCUCAACUUCCGCUUAGUAGAGGGCAUCGAUGAGUUUCCAGAGAGAGCUGUAUCAGUUCUCCAGUCUGGCUGCUUGGAGAGCAUGCUCCUGAGCUCCCUGUAUAUGGACAAACAAUUCUGGGAGAGCCGAGGGGGGGCACGUGGCCUGAAACCUCUCAUCCACACUGUUGAGCAAAGAGGGAGGAUACUGCUGCAGCACAUCCACGACAAGAGACUGAGACUAAACAGGGAUUUGUGAAUCCAAUGGCCCAGAAGGCACCCAGCAGCACAUUAAUUUCAUCCAGGCAGGGGGUGCCUGUGACAGACAUGGAAGCCUCCUCAAGGUCCCAGCCAGCCUAAAGACACAGGGUGUGUCUUAAUUGGCACCCUAUUCCCUAUAUAGUGCACUACUUAUCACUAUAGCCCUUCAUUGUCUAUAAACACCCUAAGAGCCCUGGUCAAAGGUAAUGCACUAUAUAGGGAAGAGGGUGCUCUUUGGGCCGCAGAUACAGUAUGCCUGUUCCAUGCUGGUUGUGGUUCCCAUCCAUGUUGUAUCCAUACAUCUUGCCAACAUCCCUCAAGCCAAGCAAAUUAUGUUAUUGAAAUUGCACCCUCUUCUUCCCUGACUGUUCAUGAGGUGAGUUUUGUAUUUUCAAAUAAAAAAUAGCAGAUUGAAAGAUCUAUUUAUUGUCUGUUAUAUGAGAUAAGCGUUUGGCUGCAAUCUUAAAAUAGCUUCUGAACUGGAUCGAGGCUUCUGGUCGAUAAGAAAAUACCAAACCUUUCAUAAGAUUGUGCUCCUAAGACAAUGAUGAGGAAACCCACUCAAUUGGGUUAAAGGAACACAAUUAUUAUUAUUAUUAUUGCUGAACAUUGGACUUAUUUCCUAUGUUCCAGGACAUUUAGACAAUGUUGACUCCACGCCAAUUAAUGAACAAUGGACAAUAUAUUGAAGUGACCUACAGACUGGGGUUGCUUCCUUGUGGGGAUACAUGUCAUGACUGUUGAUGAGGACCAAGGUGCAGCGUGGUGAGCGUACAUUUUACUUUAAGAAAUGACGCCGACAAAACAAUAAACAAUACCAAACAAACCGUGAAGCUUAAGACUAUGUGCCAUCAAACAAAUUUAA